UCUUGAGUAUAAAACACCAACUUCUCCCAAAGCACAAAAUUAGUCAUCUUGAAACUUAAAACUCUUCUUCAAUCAAAUACACAAUGUUCAAAAAGAUCAUAACUUUCACCUCCAAAUCAAAACCAAAAACCUUUGAAUCCACAUCACUUCAUACCCUCAAACAUUCACCACAAUCUUCACCAUCAAAACCCAAUUCUCCCACACAAAAACCACUCAAUAUCAUCAUUCCCCCAAAUCCAUUAAACAGUUUUAAUCGAUCUUUUUCAUCUGGGUAUCACUCAAAUUCGAUCAACUAUAAAGGGUCGAGUUCAAUUCGAAAUGGGUUUUGGAAUUUGGGUCGGAGAUUCAGCAGUGAAGCAGCUCGCGAGUGUAUUGAGUACGACGUCGUUAUUGUCGGAGGAGGGCCUGCUGGCUUGUCUGCUGCCAUAAGAUUGAAGCAAUUGUGUAGGGAUAAUGACGUGGAUUUGUCUGUGUGUGUUGUGGAGAAAGGGGCUGAAGUGGGUGCGCAUAUAUUAUCGGGAAAUGUAUUUGAGCCCCGUGCAUUGAAUGAACUUAUUCCGAACUGGAAAGAGGAGGAGGCACCGAUCAGCGUUGGCGUUUCUUCUGAUAAGUUCAUGUUACUUACCAAAAAACAUGCCAUCCCAAUGCCAAAUCCUUUCGAUAAUAAAGGAAACUAUGUUAUAAGUUUAAGUCAGUUUGUGCGUUGGUUGGGACAGAAGGCUGAGGAACUAGGAGUUGAAGUAUACCCUGGGUUUGCAGCUAAAGAGGUUUUGUUUGAUGAAAAUGAAAAUGUUAUCGGUAUUGCAACGAAUGACAUGGGAAUUGGCAAAGACGGUUCUAAGAAAGAUAAUUAUCAGCCCGGUGUAGAGUUAAAAGGGCGUGUAAAUCUUUUUGCCGAAGGAUGUCGUGGUUCACUGUCAGAGAAAAUAAUAAGAAAAUAUGAUCUCAGAAAGAAAGGGCAGGGACAACACCAAACUUAUGCAUUAGGGAUUAAAGAGGUAUGGGAAAUCGAUGCCGACAAGCAUAAACCUGGUGCUGUUGUUCAUACGUUAGGUUGGCCCUUGGAUCAUAAAACUUACGGUGGAUCGUUUUUAUACCAUAUGCAAGAUAGACAGGUUUCAAUUGGACUGGUGUGUGCUUUGAACUACCAUAACCCCUAUUUCAACCCUUACGAAGAAUUUCAGAAUCUAAAACGUCAUCCUGCGAUCAGGCCUCUUCUCGAAAAUGGGACGGUUCUUCAGUAUGGUGCCCGUACUUUAAAUGAAGGCGGUUUUCAGUCUAUUCCGUAUCCAGUGUUCCCGGGGGGAGCAAUUGUUGGCUGUUCAGCCGGCUUCUUAAAUGUUCCAAAAAUAAAGGGUACGCACACAGCGAUGAAAUCAGGAAUGCUAGCGGCUGAAUCCGCCUUUGGAGUACUUCACGAGGGCUCGAAUAUGAAAACGUAUUGGGAAAGCUUGAAAAGUUCAUGGAUAUGGGAAGAGCUUCACCGUGCACGGAAUUAUCGUCCAGCAUUUGAAUAUGGGCUUUUACCUGGUAUGGCUAUAAGUGCCUUGGAACAUUAUAUACUAAAGGGAAGAGUCCCGUAUACAUUAAAGCAUGGAAAACCAGAUCACGAAGCAACACAUGAAGCAAGCAAGUGUUCCCCAAUUGAAUACCCGAAGCCCGACGGGAUUGUUAGUUUUGAUGUACCAACCUCCCUGUACAGGAGCAAUACAAAUCAUGAUCAUGACCAACCAUCUCACCUUCGCUUGAGGGACCCUAAAAUUCCCGAACUUGUAAAUUUGCCAAAAUAUGCUGGCCCGGAAUCACGAUUUUGCCCUGCCCGCGUCUACGAGUACGUCUCAGAUGAUAACGGGCAAAUGAAGCUGCAGAUCAAUGCUCAGAAUUGCUUGCAUUGCAAGGCUUGUGAUAUUAAAGAUCCAAAGCAGAACAUCGGAUGGACGGUGCCAGAAGGCGGGGGCGGGCCCAAGUACUCAGUCAUGUAAACCAGUUUUAGUCAACAAAGGCAGUAGCCUCAUUCUGUGGAAAAGGAACACUUCUUGUUUAACAUGUGCAGGACUUUCAUGUGUACUAUGGUCAAACAAAUGAUUCUAAUUAAUACAGUGAACCAAAUAUGUAUCAACUGGUAUACAGCAAAACUUCACCAAAAAGUAAAAUAUAUACACAACAUUAGAACA
Helianthus annuus (common sunflower) is the source of this 2174-nucleotide messenger RNA. Its product is annotated as electron transfer flavoprotein-ubiquinone oxidoreductase, mitochondrial. The transcript is spliced from 18 exons. The record is from RefSeq and is a predicted model, not a curated record. Gene Ontology annotation, molecular function: electron-transferring-flavoprotein dehydrogenase activity; iron-sulfur cluster binding. Gene Ontology annotation, cellular component: mitochondrial inner membrane. Bases 84 to 1982 code for a protein of 632 amino acids. NCBI's taxonomy places the organism in Eukaryota, Viridiplantae, Streptophyta, Magnoliopsida, Asterales, Asteraceae. Gene Ontology annotation, biological process: electron transport chain.